Molecule: messenger RNA, 630 nt
Organism: Acyrthosiphon pisum (pea aphid)
Lineage: Eukaryota; Metazoa; Arthropoda; Insecta; Hemiptera; Aphididae
Exons: 5
Coding region: 1-588 (195 amino acids)
Source: RefSeq, a predicted model, not a curated record
AUGGACGAAUCAGAGAAUGAACACUUGGUAUCCGGAGAAAAUUCAGAAGAGAGUUUGGAUUUAUUUAUUCCAAGACCGAGAAGGCGGCAACUAAAUGUGAUUAAUGAUUCAGAUGAUUUCCAGCCGACUGCUUAUGAUGAUCUACUCGAUACAGAACCCUUAGUUUCAGAAGAAAAUGAAACACAGCAUGCAGAACAAGUAGUAUCUGAAGAAAAUGAACAUCUAGAUUCCAACGACAGCUUGGAUUCAUUUAUUGUAAGACCAAGAAGGCAACUAGUUGUAAUUGAUGAUUCAGAUGAUUGGCUGCCGAUUGCUUAUGAUGAUCUACCCGAUACAGAACCCUUAGUUUCAGAAGAAAAUGAAACACAGCAUGCAGAACAAGUAGUAUCUGAAGAAAAUGAACAUCUAGAUUCCAACGACAGCUUGGAUUCAUUUAUUGUAAGACCAAGAAGGCAACUAGUUGUAAUUGAUGAUUCAGAUGAUUCGCUGCCGAUUGCUUAUGAUGAUCCACCCAAUACGGAACCCUUAGUGUCAGAAGAAAAUGAAACACAUCAUGAAGAACAAGCUAAUUGUAAGAUAAUAUUGUAAUUUAAAUUAUUAUAUUUCAAAUAAAUAUGUUUCACACAUUUU